AUGAAUGGGGAUAACUUCAAACAGUGGUUCGAGAACAUUCUCCCUUUACUUGACCCAAAUUCCAUUAUCGUCAUGGACAACGCGCCGUACCAUUCGGUAGAAUUGGAAAAAUAUCCAAAUACCAGUUGGAAAAAAGCAGCUAUAUUUGAGUGGCUCAGUUCCAAGUAUGUCGAUCGCGAACGACCGUUGUCAUCGUUAUUGAAAUCCGAACUUCUGGCGAUAUCAAACAAAAUGCGACCUGAUUCUAAAUCGUAUGUAAUCGACAACUUGGCCAAGGAUAACGGACAUACCGUACUCCGAUUACCACCGUACCAUUGCGAAUUCAAUCCCAUUGAAUUGGCAUGGGCGAUGGUAAAAGGAUACGUGAAGCAGAACAACACCACUUUCCAAAUCGACGAUGUUCGCCAACUAGUAAAUACAGCGAUUGAAAGGGUUACUCCUCAAAAUUGGAAAAAUUUUAUAAAACACGUCAUUGAAGAAGAGUGCAAAAUAUGGAAAGUGGACGAUAUCAUGGACGAUAUGAUAGAUUCUUUGGAACCUUGUAUUAUGACGUUAACAGGAGAAACAACCUCAUCAAAUUCUUCGGAGUAA
Messenger RNA from Sipha flava (yellow sugarcane aphid), 591 nucleotides. RefSeq lists its product as uncharacterized. Gene Ontology annotation, molecular function: nucleic acid binding. The record is from RefSeq and is a predicted model, not a curated record. Bases 1 to 591 code for a protein of 196 amino acids. Lineage: Eukaryota; Metazoa; Arthropoda; Insecta; Hemiptera; Aphididae. The transcript has a single exon.